CGACCGCUGCGUUUUGGGAGAAUCUUCCGUCUGCUGCCAGAGACUCCUCUUUUUGACCACCGCCAUGACAGCCACGGCUCCAAACUCAACGCCCGUGCUUUCUAAGUCUGUGCCGCCCAGGAGCUUAACCCCUGACGCAGAGGCACUCGGAUCGUGCAGUUCGCUCCCAUUCGAUGCCGGUGAAGGGUCCUCCGACACUGGCAUCACUCCCUCUUCGACCACGGGUGUCUCGUCUGCUUCUACAACCGCCAAAACGUCCUCGUCAGUACCUGACACCGAAUAUCCAAAGCUGCCAUUGCACGAGUUUGUAUGGGGGGAGAAACUAGUACGGAAUACUCUCCCACAGGCUGCUAUACCUCCCUGGCUCGAUCCCCUCCACGUAGAUGUGGACGACCCCAAGAAGCUUCCUCUGUGCUGGUACGGAGUAGAAUUCCUGCCCGGCCUUGUCUUCAAGUACGCAGAACGUGUCGGUCUCGCCGCCUAUCUCAAGUUUACCUGCGCCCACAUGAAGGAGGGGGACCUGGACCCAUUCGAGACGUGGAUCAGAUUCACCGACUGGUUUGAGAAGAAAUCGGGUCUGAAAGUAGAUCUGAUCGAUGUGUGGGGACAUGAGAUCCCAAUCAUGACCGUGUUCUCGAACCACGAGAUCCCUCGCAUUACGGAUCAGAUGUGGCGGAACGCCUGCGACCUGCUGGACGACAUGGAGUUUCCAGACGAGUUCCAACUCGAGUGGUACUUGGAUCGCAGAUUGGCGUACUAGAUGUUCUCCUGACCUCCCUUGUGCCAUAGACGCCACACGGUGACAUUUCUAUCCCUCGUAACCUCCUUUGUCCUUCAUAGUUUCGCUUCCGAGGAUGUAUAUGCACCUAGUUGUCCAUGUAGUAGAUCAAGACCGCCAUACGAAUUGUGGGCCAAUUUAUACCUUAGUUCACC
Molecule: messenger RNA, 933 nt
Organism: Dichomitus squalens LYAD-421 SS1
Lineage: Eukaryota; Fungi; Basidiomycota; Agaricomycetes; Polyporales; Polyporaceae
Exons: 3
Coding region: 65-760 (231 amino acids)
Source: RefSeq, a predicted model, not a curated record